GCGAGCCACCAGCCUCUUCAGGGAGAAGAAGAGCCUGCUGGGUGAACCGGGAGGGGGUGUCCAUUUUAUUUACACUUGAGAGAGAGAGCUCUGUAACUGUUAAUCGGCUUUUCUUUAGCUCUAAAAGUUAAAAAUACAGGCAUUUAGAGAUGAGCAGCUCAGAAGAAGUGUCGUGGAUUUCCUGGUUCUGUGGACUGAGGGGAAAUGAGUUCUUUUGUGAGGUGGACGAGGACUACAUCCAGGACAAGUUCAACCUGACGGGCCUGAAUGAGCAGGUUCCUCAUUACCGCCAGGCCCUGGACAUGAUCUUGGACCUUGAACCAGACGAGGAGCUGGAGGACAAUCCCAACCAGAGCGACCUGAUCGAGCAGGCGGCCGAGAUGCUCUACGGCCUCAUCCACGCUCGCUACAUCCUCACCAACCGAGGCAUCGCACAGAUGCUGGAAAAGUACCAGCAGGGAGACUUUGGAUAUUGCCCACGAGUAUAUUGCGAGAAUCAGCCCAUGCUCCCCAUCGGCCUGUCGGACAUCCCAGGAGAGGCCAUGGUGAAGCUCUACUGCCCUAAAUGUAUGGACGUCUACACACCCAAGUCCUCCAGACACCACCACACAGACGGCGCCUAUUUUGGCACCGGCUUCCCCCACAUGCUCUUCAUGGUUCACCCUGAGUACCGACCCAAGAGGCCCGCCAACCAGUUCGUCCCACGGCUGUACGGCUUCAAGAUCCACCCCAUGGCCUACCAGCUGCAGCUGCAGGCCGCCUCCAGCUUCAAGAGCCCCGUCAAGGCCAUCCGCUAGGAGCGCCCCCCCCCCCCCCCCCCCCCCCCCAUGCGGGAGGAGGCAGGAGGGGCGCGGCGAAGGGAACGCAUGGAGAGGGGUCACCUGUCUUUUCUACAGCUCCCCCGGAUGCCCCCUCCCCAUCGUCAAGACUGUAUUAUUUUUGAUUUAGAAUAGCCCGUAUGGGCGGGGGGGAAGGGGUUAAAGAUUUAAGUGUGAGCGAGACAGAAAAAUAAAACACACACAUAGACGACAAACUUUAGGUUUACCGUACCGAACUCAUCCGUGCCAAAAACAGAAGGUCUGAGGAAGCCGAGGAACCGAGGCGCAGCGUGGCACUACAGUUUGUUUCCGUGUUUUAUUUUUUUAUUUUAUUUUUUAUCAUUCAGCUGAUUGAUGGAGAGAACGUUUAGAAGCUGCAGCGUUCGGCGAGCGGCGGGGAACCCUCCGUCUUCGCUCGGCCUCCUCUCCCCCCCGGAGCCGCCGGCUGACGCUCAGAAACGUGGUUUGGAUGCUGCUAGCAGGUCGUUUUUUUUUUUUAUUUUAUUUUAUUUUUUUUAUUCAUCACGCAUUUAAACGGAACAGAUUCAAGCUAUUUCUGGGGUGGCUCGUUUUUUUUAAACGUUCUUUAAAUUUGCCUUACGGUACAGAAGAGAAGAAAAGUGACUGUUUAGGGAAAGACAAAUCAGACUUUGAGUCGUCGGCCGGUUGUAACUAACGGCCCUCUUUAAUCCUCCUGCUGUCUGCAUGCGUGAAAGCAGCCCCCCCCUCCCGUUCAUGCAGUCGGAUUCCUUCCCCCCCAGAAAUAGUUUGACGUCUCGGAGCGACUCCUGGUAUCAGCCGUCACUCGUCGCGGGCUUUCUGUGUUGAAUUCAUUCGGAAACAGGAAACAUAAAGGCGAACAGCGGUUUCCAGUCCGUUUGCUUCUACGAUGAACUAAACAGUUUAUAGUUCAUGUUUUUAUUGUUUGUUUUUUUAAUGAGCCCCUAACAAACAGGAUGGAAAUGUGACGUUUGGAGCCCGGUCACUUGUUCGAUCCUUUUUUUUUUUUUUUUUAGUUAAACAGCCUGAAGUUCAUACGCAUCAGCUGGACAUUCAGCAACGAUCCGAUGGCAGGUAGACGUAACGUUACACAGCGUUGGUUUUAAAGUGCUUAUUUCCGGCAUUUCGUUUUUUUUCCACAGUAAAACAGGGUCCCUGCAGUCGUGUAGUAUCACAUUUGGUUUAUUCGUUUUUUCCAAGUCAGGAUAAGUAUGGAAAGGGUGAAAAAUUAGCCUAGAAAAAUGUUUUUCUUGAUUUUUGAGUUUUUUUUAUUCUAUAAUUGAAAAUAUUUGUUUAUAUUCCUGUUUGGAUAAGAAAAAAAAUUGGAUAUCUUGUUUGUUUUUCUGCUCGGUGAUGAUUUAGAUGUUUGAGUUAGUCAGAUUUACACCUGUGAGAUUAUUGGAAAAGAGCAAUUUAGCAGUUUGUUUUAUUUUGUGGGGGGGUGUAGUUCUUGAUCUGGGUCAGGAUUAGAUGCAUAAUACCCAGACUUGAGUUGAUCUGUGCUCUAAAUACCAACAAAAGGUCAUUUUCUCUACUGAUGAUGGGGAUGUUUAAUGAUUUGUGGAAUAACUCUAGUAGUCAGAAACUCUACUAGUGAUGAAAAUGUUCCUAAAUUUUAAUAAAUGCAUGCGAGUUUAUACCAGCUGAUGUCUUCUGAUAACGUCCAGCUCUCACUAUAAUCCACUCGUAUGUUUACUGAGGGGUUAAUAGUGCAAAGCUUUUCCUGUUAACUGUGGUUCUGAUCCACGUUUGGGUCUCUUAACAGAGGCUGUAGUCCCCUGAUCAACCCCAAAAUAGCUAAAAGUGACCUGCUCCUGCAUGAAGGUGGUAAUCUGUGCGGCUCCUAAGGUUUGGGUUUACGAAUAGAAACAGGAUGUGGCGCCACAUCAGCACCACAAAACAAAGGCUUUCACAUCUGUUUGAGGAUUUUUGAUCCUCAAAUGAUUUAAUUUCUUUCUUCUUUUUUUUUUUUAACUCUCAGAGCCGGGCUCUCGCUCCCUGCUUGCCGACUCAGCAGCAGUACGUUAUCGCUCCUAAACGACACGAAGCCAAAUGUCAAACUAUUUCUGAGGAGUUCGACAAUCUGAAUCCUUCAGCUCGCUCCUCUGCUGCACCGAUCCGACUUCAGUCUCUCCUCCGUCUUUUAUUUAUGUUCAGCUUCAGACGGGCUCGCCGUCCCCUGACCCUCUGUUUAGGUUUUUACUUUUGUUCCAGUUUUGAUAGACAACAGGCCAACCCCCUUUUUUUGUUGCUGUGUGACUGCAGCAGGUUUUCCUCUUUGAGGCUUUAUGACGCAGGAGAAACUGUAUUUAUGUGUCCUGGUUUUAACUCAUGUUUGUGUUGUUUGUGCGACUGUGGAAGGGUGAGCAGGAUUCGGAAACUCAAUAAACUUCUAUUUUCUUUUCA
Molecule: messenger RNA, 3224 nt
Organism: Fundulus heteroclitus (mummichog)
Lineage: Eukaryota; Metazoa; Chordata; Actinopteri; Cyprinodontiformes; Fundulidae
Gene: csnk2b
Product: casein kinase 2, beta polypeptide
Exons: 7
Coding region: 150-797 (215 amino acids)
Cellular component (GO): cytoplasm; protein kinase CK2 complex
Molecular function (GO): protein kinase regulator activity
Source: RefSeq, a predicted model, not a curated record